This is a messenger RNA of Penaeus vannamei (Pacific white shrimp), 2126 nucleotides long. RefSeq lists its product as uncharacterized. Lineage: Eukaryota; Metazoa; Arthropoda; Malacostraca; Decapoda; Penaeidae. The record is from RefSeq and is a predicted model, not a curated record.
AACAGGUUAGAGGGCGCACACGUGGCCUCGGCAGACCGCAGGGAAGGUGCACGACAAAUCGUUUCUGAUCAGGUUGUGGAUAUUUUGAUUUAUUAGUUUUGGAAGCAAGGAGGAAAAUAGUGCGUGUCUUGGUCUGCGUGAGAUGGACAUGUUUCCUCUUAGAGAGUUCCUGCUGGUAGCUUGUUGCUUUUCCUUGGGGGUUGCCCAGCUGCAUGGAGCGACGACGACAGACAGUGGGAAUUCUACCUCAGCCGCAUCUGCUUCUCCCACUUCCACAACGCCUGAGGAACCUCUUUCAGGAAUAACAGCUUCCUCUCCUGUCACAUCUCCCUCGACGUCUACGUCUUUGCUGACAUCUAUGCCUCCUGCCUCGACUGCAGCCACUACUUCAGGAGGGACGUCGACGGACACCGAGGCCGAGGGAGGCGAUGGCGGUGUGACGGCCGAGGAGGAGGCCGGAGAGGAGACCGCCGGGGAGGAGGCCGGAGAGGAGACCGACGCCCACCACCACAGCGACGCUUCCACCUCGUCGCACGCAAGCACGACAGAGACUCCGAGAGCCGCCCCCUCCACAGCGUCACCUGCUGCAGAGACGACGGCUCCUGAAACAACGAGAGACGUGACUUCAGCCACACUCCCGCCGGUCGGCCCUGAAUUCGAUACCGCCAACCAGAGUCAGCCGACUGCCCCCCCGAGUCGCACAGACACCGACAUUGACAAUGAAGGCACUGUCGUGGCAUCCGAAAGCACCCAGAGCCAUCCAGAGAGCAGUGCCACUACGGAACAAAGCACCGAAGACGCCGCCACCCAUUCCCCGGAGACCUCCGCUGAGCGCAACACGACACUGCCGAUCGCGACCCCAUGGGACACAACGCACGCGGAGACACACCCUGGAGAGGCGCACACCACUCCCUCCACCACUGCGGACGAACAGACGCCCGCCGCGGACCGUACGUCUCCCGAGGAGCCGAGUGAAGCCCCUACUGAGGCUGAGGAACACCAGGACCCGACGCUCGCUCCUUCUGAAGCCCCGAGCGAACGCACAACGCCAGAAGAAACCACGGAAGAAGCGCCAAGCGAACCGGGCAGCCACCACGACGUCUCUCCCUCCGCAGGGCCUUCGGGAGCCACCACGAGCGAAACGACUGCCCACGACGAACCCACGAUAGCCACGUUACCCACGACCUCCGGCGAGCCCACGGACGACUCGGUGGUGCAGCCUGCGAGCACGUGUUUCGGCAACGAGGAAGUGAGCACGUGGCUGGUGGUGGCCGUGGGCGUGGGCGUGAACGUGCUGUGCGUGGUGGUGACGGCCCUGUGUGUGCAUCGCAUCGUGUCCCGGAAGCUGUCAUGGGAUCCGCCGCCCAUCUACUACAACCGAUCGAAACGUCCAGCGCCGCGUCCGGAUGCUCGUGCGGGGCUUAACCUCGCGUCCGACACCGAUUGCAAAGCCGGCGAAGGAGGGAACCCGACACACAUCCCCAUCCUGAUUACGAACGAAGAUGGCUGGUGCGUUCCUUACAGCGAUCAGGAUCAGAAGAAGAAGAAGAAGGAUGCCGCUGCCGCCACCGAGGAUACAGGAGUGUGAGGGUUGGGAGGCGUUCAUGGCGCGGGGUGCAUCAUAACAGAAACCGUUUUCAAGUUUCAAUGCAGAAAUUCGAUCUCUGCUUUUUAUUUCUCUUCUGCUAUUUCAACCACCUCAUCUUCUUUCCUAUAUCCUUCUUAUCGUGUUCCUUGUUUAUUUGUCUUCUUUUCAUUUUAUUUAUAGAUAUAUCUCUCUCUCUCUCUCUCUCUCUCUCUCUCUCUCUCUCUCUCUCUCUCUCUCUCUCUCUCUCUCUCUCUCUCUCUCUCUCUCUCUCUCUCUCUCUCUCUCUAUCUAUCUAUCUAUCUAUCUAUCUAUCUAUCUAUCUCUUCACUGAUGUAUAUUACUGCGAUUCGUAGCGAUGUCACUGUAACAGAAUCUGAUGUCCGUGAUGUCUUGAGAUAUAUUCCCUGUAUAAUUUACGUCGCAAUUUCUUUCUUUACUUGCAGUUUUUUCUUUCCAUUUUUUCUUUUUUUAUUGCUACUAUUUUCAUUUCUAUGAUUUUUAUCAUUAUCAUCAUAAUAAUGAUAUUAGUUAUUGUAGU